This is a messenger RNA of Suillus bovinus, 969 nucleotides long. RefSeq lists its product as uncharacterized. The transcript has a single exon. The coding region runs from base 26 to 604 and encodes 192 amino acids. NCBI's taxonomy places the organism in Eukaryota, Fungi, Basidiomycota, Agaricomycetes, Boletales, Suillaceae. The record is from RefSeq and is a predicted model, not a curated record.
ACAUCGCUCUUCUACUUAAUGAUGUAUGUGUCACCAUCUUGCCGUUCUUUUGUAUUUACGCUCUGUUGCCCGACAGCCGUCACUCUUUUUACUAGCAGAAUCACGUAUGUGUCCCCCGUUUCACAUUUCCUCUCGUCUAUCGUCCGACCCGAGUCACUCCUUUAUAUACCCCUUUCACCUCUUUCUUUUUAUCGUCCGACCAAAGUUACACCCAUCUCACCUUUCUCUGUCUUAUUAUCGUCCGACCCAGGUCACUCCCUCAUACCCCUUUCAUUUUUUUAUUUAUUCCCCAGCGUCCAUCUCUUCUUCCAAAUUUCGAGUCUACCCUCUUUCACUCGCCUGGACUCUUGAGGCGCCUGCCCUAUUCAGCCUCGCAUUGCUGUCAACUCGCAGCUCCAUACCCAGCCUAUUCCGUCGUAUCUGCCCCGGACUUCGCCCAUUCGUGCACCACGAUUUACACGCAGUUCCAGCCUAUUACAUUACGACUUCUUUUCCACAGACGCUUCGCCUCGAACGGAACUCCAUCCGUAACAUCAUUCACUUGACUCGUGAUACCGCGUCUGGUUUGUUUACAACUCAUCUCAUGCCUCUUUAUGCAUUAUGACAUUUCAUGACUCACGACACUUUAUGACUUAUGACACUUGUGACUUCCGACACUUUCUUAUUUAUCGUCCGACCCAUGUCACUCCUUCAUAUACCCUUUUCUUCAUUCUCCAUAUGCCACUUUCCCUUGGUUCUCUUACUGCUUCAUGACAUACGCCACCUUUUCCUCUACGCCUUAUGCCACCUUAUGCCACCCUUUCCUUUAUGUAUGCCUUAUGCCACCCUUUCCUCUAUGUAUGCCUUAUGCCACCUUUUCCUCUAUGUAUGCCCUAUGCCACCUUUUCCUCUAUGUAUGCCUUAUGCCACCUUUUCCUCUAUGUAUGCCCUAUGCCACCUUUUCCUCUAUGUAUGUCCUAUGCCACUUUU